Messenger RNA from Nomia melanderi (Alkali bee), 4786 nucleotides. It is a transcript of the gene Lim1, whose product is annotated as LIM homeobox 1. Gene Ontology annotation, biological process: regulation of transcription by RNA polymerase II; neuron differentiation. Gene Ontology annotation, molecular function: RNA polymerase II transcription regulatory region sequence-specific DNA binding; DNA-binding transcription factor activity, RNA polymerase II-specific; zinc ion binding. The record is from RefSeq and is a predicted model, not a curated record. NCBI's taxonomy places the organism in Eukaryota, Metazoa, Arthropoda, Insecta, Hymenoptera, Halictidae. Gene Ontology annotation, cellular component: nucleus.
GGUAGCCACGCGCGAAUUCCGGUUGGUCUCGGUUAGACAAAGUUAAUCGUCUAUCGGCUCACGGUUCUUCGCGAAUACUGCCGCCAGCAGCUCGCGUGGUGAAAGAGUCCGCAACAUCGGCCCUUAAAAUCGUCGAACAAUAGCGCGAAGAGGUCCUUAAUCGAUAGAAAGCAACGCGUCGCCUCGGUACACGCCUCCGUCACAAAACGAGCCUGGCGAUAAGGUUAUGUCUCGUGAGUCGGGAACAGAGGGCGCGUACGUACACGCACGGACACACGCGUGGACGCGAGUGUACGUGCUAUCGGCGCGAAUAACGGGCGUGAGAGAGAAGGAGAAUCGAAGGAACAUUCGCGGGGUAGAAAAGAGAGGGUUAAAAAGUGGGAACGAAAAGGAAAUAUCAGAGAGUAUCGAGGUUGAAAGAGAAAAGAGAGAGGCAAGAGAUGGCAACAAGAGCAAUAAGGACAGCGAAAGAAGCAACCGCGGAGGGGCAAAAGGGGGGAACGCAGUGGGAUGGCGUUGGAAGGGAGGAGGAGGAACGGGGAGGAGGAGUAGGAGGAGGAAGGGAGGAAUAUUUCGCGGGCGCGAGAGGCAAAGAUUCUCUUGAAACCUGUGGCAUUUCGCUCGGCGGUCUUCUGUUCGGUAUACGCCGAAGAGGGAUCGAUAGCCGCGUCAGAGACGAGGAGAAUCAGGCGGCAGGCUAUUUCGAGCAACAACACAAGUCGGCAGAAGCAGCAGAGAAGCAGUAGCAACGACAGAAGCGUCCUGUGCGCCGCGAGAUAGAUCCGCAGCCAUUCCACGGCCAUGUCUGACGGCGCACGGGGUUGGCUACGCCCGAGCGGGGCCUAGCCAGCCAAUCGGUGGGAAGCGCGAAAGGUCCCGCGCCGUGGCCGUGGCCAAUGGGCGUACCCGGUUUCGGCGAGGCGCGCGACGUCUCGUCGAAGUAGAGGGGGGCCCUCGCGGCUGUCACAGGUGCAGCCAGUUGGCUGGCGAACUCGAGGCGAGCGUGCUCGAGAAUCGCCGCGUUCCUCGUCCGUAUGCCGCUUAUCGGACCCACACUGUUCGCCCGGUUUCAUCGAUAUCUAUCCGCAGAUCGGGCUGCUCAUCGUGAUUGACACACGCCGCUUGCACUUCGUUAAGGAAAAACCAAAGUGGUCGUUCGGAGAGCGUCGUUCAUCUGGCCGAGACAGCACUCAUAUUUACGGAAUUGAAAGGAUUCCAGACUUCGAAACUAUCGGACAGAUCGCGGGACUCGUUUGAUGCGGUCCGUCGCGCGGACGCGCACGUCGCGUCUGACAGAUCCGUUACGAUAUACCGGUCCCAUCGGCGGCGUCAUGUCCGACCGCGGAGUGUCUAAAACCAAGAGGGAACGAUCUUGAGCGUCGUCAUACGCGGGUCACCGCGAUGCGCCGACGGUACUGAUCUGUCAGCUGAGAGACACGAGGGGUUGAAGAACUAGUGUCGAAGCGGACUCGCGGACGGUAUAAGUUGAAUCAUAUAAUCAGUGAGCCUUCGACGAGUACGGUUCAAAGAGGGACGAACGGGGAACCACGGAAAGGGAAAAGAAGGCACCAGAAAAAGUCGCUAGAUCGAACCGAAGAUUCAUAGGGGAAGAAUAACUAUAUACAGUGAACAUAGGAUCGUGCAUAGAGGGAGAGAUACGUAUCCACGGAAUAAGAACGAAACAGAGAAAUAGGUCGAUGGUAUUACUUAAAGACAGAAGACAAGGGAAACGGAUUUGAUCGAAAUAUCGAGUGCGCGUAGGGGGAGAGAAAAACGAAAACUGGCAACGAACGGGGGGAAGUGUGAGAAGUGCGAUUUAACGGCCGUAGGGAUAACACCGCAGUAAAAGUGGGUGCACUGGGGCCCUCGGGACCGUUCGGCCGAUACGGGCCCGUGGAAGGUGGGCCUGGUGGUGGUCCCGGGCCCGGCGAGGGAGUGGGGGCAGGGGUGGCCGCAGUCGCGGCUGGGGAGGUGGAGGGCUACGGGGGCGCCGGUGGCGGGGGAGGGGGCCCCGGGGGGGUUGGUACCCCCCGGAUAAGGGUCGCGACCCUCGGCGGGCCUUGCUGCGCACCCCUGCCCGUCACCCAGGCUUGUAACAUAGCAGGGAGACGCGGUUUGGCGAUGCUCCUGUCAUGUGCAGGAUGCGACAAACCAAUUAUGGAUCAGUACCUGCUGAAUGUUUUGGACCGAGCAUGGCACAUCGAGUGCGUCCGCUGCUUCGAUUGCAGAGCCGCGUUGCAGGACAAGUGUUUCUCCAGGGAGGCGAAACUCUUCUGCAGGGAGGACUUCUUCAGCAAUUAUCCCGGGCCCGUGUCAACCUUCACGAAUGCAUACGUCACCGAAACGGGAGGAAGAGAGAGGCGAUACGGGACGAAGUGCGGCGGCUGCCUCCAAGGGAUAAGCCCGCAGGACCUCGUGAGGAAGGCGAGGGACAAGGUUUUCCACCUGAAUUGCUUCACCUGCCUGGUGUGUCGGAAGCAGAUGAGCACCGGAGAGGAGCUCUACGUCCUGGACGACAACAAGUUCGUCUGCAAGCAGGACUACCUGUCGGGCAAGCCGCUGCCGGACACGCAUCACGUGCACGGUCAUCAUGAAUCGUCCAACCUUUCGGCAGGAGGCGACUCGCUGAUGGGUUCGGGAUCGGAGGACGAGGACGAGGACGGUAGUGCUCACCAUCAUCACGGUGGUGUCGGUGGCCCCCACCUGGGGCCCCAUAAUCUGGGCCCGGGUGGUCCUGGUGACCAGACGGUUGGCCACACUGGCGAUCUACCUCUCGGAAACGAUCCCUGCAAGCAGGAAGACUCGGAGGAUCAAGGUUCCCUAGACGGAGAUCCCGAGACGAGGGAUAGUCAAACGGAGAACAAGAGUCCUGACGGCGGUGCUGGCGGUGGUAGCGGUGACGGCGGUGCCGGUUCGAAGAGGCGAGGCCCGAGAACGACCAUAAAGGCGAAACAGUUGGAGAUCCUGAAGUCGGCCUUUUCGUCGACUCCGAAACCCACCAGGCACAUCAGGGAACAGUUAGCGAAAGAGACCGGCUUGCCCAUGAGAGUGAUACAGGUCUGGUUUCAAAAUAAGAGGAGCAAGGAGCGCAGGUUAAAACAACUGACGUCGAUGGGCAGGAGCCCGUUCUUCGGCGGCUCCAGAAAAAUGAGGGGCUUCCCUCUGAACCUGAAUCCCGGUGCUCUGGGCGGCGAGGACGGACCGCCGCCCGGUUUUCCAUAUUUCGGCGCGGAGAAGUUCGAAUUCGGUUACGGCGGGCCCGUGGCGUUUCACCAUGAAUUCUUCGGUGCCCAUCCGCCCCCUCAUCCUCACGGACCGCCCUUCAGCGGGCCGGGCAAUCCAGUGCGUAAUCUGUUCCUGACAGGUUUGGACCCGGCGAGUUUAGCGGGUAUGGCGGCCGCAGUGGCGGUGACAGGGGAAUAUCCACCACCGGGUGCGGGAGGCGGCCCUCCGGAAUUUCUCACGGGCCCUCCUGGACAGGGGCCCUCUGCACCUCCUGGCGGUAGCCCCGGCGAGUUCCUAGCACCUACAGGUGGAGGACAGGGUAAUCCGAGCGCCGGCGGGAAUGGCGGCGGUCCAGGUGGCGGCGGCAGCGGGGGUGGGUUCCUCGAGCCGCACCAGAUGCAGAGCGAAGGUUUGGCCUGGUAGUACGAGUUUUAAUUCACGUUAUCUUUUUAAAGAACGGAUUUUUCGUUGCGUUCUCCGUGGUCGCGGGGGCCCGAGAAUUAUCGAUCGUUUCCGCGGAUAAAUCGACCGGUCCCCGGCGUACCCGGGCCUCUGGUACGGCCCACCGACUUCGUUUCCUCCACCGGGGCGCCUCGAUGUGACUUUUGUCCGCGCGCGCGAGAUGGCGAAAGUUCCUCGACGGCCAGGUUUCGAGCUUGUAGCCUGUACGUUACGUUUCUUCCUUGUUCUUUUUCCUUUCUGUUUUUUAUUUUGCUCUUUUUUUGUAAGAUACGAAUACGAUAAGACGAUCGACCAUUCAAUCCUCGUUUCUAUCACGGUUGUCGUUGAUUAACAUUAUUCUCUUUAUUAGUAUUUUUCUAUUAUUAAUUAAUAAUAUUAUUAUUAAUUAUUAUUAUUAUAUGGUCGCCGGUGAACGCACGGCGCAGCUAUUUUAUUAUUAUUAUUAUUAUUAAAUAUUAUUAUUAUUAUUAUUAUUAAAAGAAGAAAUUAUUAAAUAUUAUUAUUAAUAUUAUUGUGUAUAAAAUUUUCGAAUGUCCUAUCGUGUAAUAUUAUACCCUCCCUGUUGAUUACUUUUCGACGUUACUUUAAGGAACACCCUGUAGAUAUCUGCUGUUAUACAUUCGAAGAAUCGUACACGAAUACAUGAUACACGCGUACAAAAUCAUACACACGCAGACACACAUUAUACGUACAUGCAUAUACAUGCAUACAUACAUACAUACAUACAAGUAUGUACACUGACACGCGGAUCACACACGAUAUAUGUACACUAGGCGUGUACGGAUUCACGGUCACAUACACGCGCUGUAACAGUUAAAAAAAAGACGCUGUAUUAAUUAUCACUAAACUAUAAAUAUAAAUAGGAAUGUGUAACCCGUAAUUGUUAAGGCGGCGAUCGAUGUAAAUAAAUUGUCUUUCCGCGGGUGUAUAUAUAUGUCUAUAUAUACAUAUGUAUACGUACGGUGUGUGCGUGUGAAUAUAUGCAUAUGUAUACAAACGAGAAAACGAACAAUGAUGGGAAGAGCGCGCGCGAGCGAACUUGUUUAGUAGCUGGACUCUAUCACCGAAUUAACCGUCUGUAAUUGUAAUUGCAACGCAA